This is a messenger RNA of Lucilia sericata (common green bottle fly), 1010 nucleotides long. RefSeq lists its product as uncharacterized. Gene Ontology annotation, biological process: axon guidance. NCBI's taxonomy places the organism in Eukaryota, Metazoa, Arthropoda, Insecta, Diptera, Calliphoridae. The record is from RefSeq and is a predicted model, not a curated record.
UAAUUUUUAGCUACAACUGCCGAUUAAAACGAUAUUUUCUUAAAAUAUUUUAAAAAUUAAUUUACAAUUCUGUGCUAAUGCUGUUGCUGCUGCUAAUGAAGUGUUAAUAAAAAUCUACGUUUUCUUGAACUAAAAUAAUACAAAAAAAACACAAUUAUUAAAAAUCAAAUAAAAGCACUUGAAAAUCCAGAAAAUAACAACAAAUAACUAGACUAUUAUACAAAAAAAAAUAAAAUUUAUUUAAUACAUAAAUAUAUAAGCAAAUAAACUAAAGAUUUUAAUAUUGAGGAAUAAAGAAAAUUUUCAAACUGACUUCUGACAGUUACAAAAUGACAGCGAACAAUAAAGUUGAAAGAUUAUAACUAAAUAUAAUAAUAAAUAAAAAAUAAGAAAAAAAAACGUUAAAUUAAAAAAAUAAAACGAACGUAAUAUAAACAAAAAAUUAAAAUAAAAUAUUAAAAUAUAAACAUAAACAAGAAAAAGUAUUAAGAAAAUAAAAACAUGUCCGAUUUACAAAUCUUAAGCAAUCAAACGACAACCACCUCCGAUCGUUUUGAAAUUCAAAAUUUCGAUUUAAUACAAAACUAUUCGGUGUUAAUCAAUAAUUAGAACAGUUGGCAUUGGGGUGUUGAUGCCACACUCGAUAAUAUCGCCGUGGAUCAUAAAGCUGUCGAAUUGACUUUGGGCAAGGGUGAUCUGUUGACAGAUUCCAUUGCUGCCAGUCGUGCCGGUCCCCACACGUCAUUAGCUCAUGGCCUAGAGGAAGUGGAAUAUUCGCGUGUGGUUAGUGAUAUUUGGAUAGGUGUGAUCUUAACUUUGCUCAUAGUGUCUGUGAUAUUUUUUAUUUGCGCCUGUUUUUUGUAUCACAAAUUUCAACAGUGGAAAAAUUCAUGUAAGUGUAUAUGAUUUAUAAAAAAAAUGUUUGAAAAGUAUUCUUAGUAUUUUUAAGCAAAUUUGGAAGUUUUAAAAAAAAAUUUUCAAAAAUUGUUUAGGGUUUUUUUAAAUUUUUG